Messenger RNA from Ostreobium quekettii, 333 nucleotides. Lineage: Eukaryota; Viridiplantae; Chlorophyta; Ulvophyceae; Bryopsidales; Ostreobiaceae. The record is from the annotation of a GenBank genome assembly.
AUGGCGAAGCACCACCCCGACUUGAUCAUGUGCAUGAAGCAGCCUGGGAUUGCCAUUGGACGCUUGUGCGAGAAAUGUGAUGGAAAGUGCCCAAUUUGUGACUCGUAUGUCCGGCCAUGCACACUCGUGCGCAUCUGCGAUGAGUGCAACUAUGGGUCAUAUGAGGGUCGCUGUGUCAUCUGCGGAGGCAUUGGUGUUUCAGACGCGUACUACUGCAAGGAAUGCACCUUGCAAGAGAAGGAUAGGGACGGCUGCCCGAAAAUCAUAAACUUGGGAUCGGCAAAGACAGACCUGUUUUAUGAGAGGAAGAAGUACGGGUUCAAGAAACGUUAG